Microcebus murinus (gray mouse lemur) is the source of this 5209-nucleotide messenger RNA. NCBI's taxonomy places the organism in Eukaryota, Metazoa, Chordata, Mammalia, Primates, Cheirogaleidae. The record is from RefSeq and is a predicted model, not a curated record.
GGAUGGUGGGGAUGGGGUGAAGGUUCCAGAAUUCUCAACAGAGUUAGAUCAGGGAGGCACCGUCUUCGUCUUCCCAGCAUUUCUUUUCUCAGAGCUCCGGGUAUUCUGCGUGAGGGCAGCACGGCUAGGGCAGGGUUUCUCAGCGCAGGGGACGUGGCGGCCCUCCGGGCUCUGCGGGUACUGAGCAGCAUCCCUGGCUUCCGCCCAUGCCAUGCCAGAAGCUGCCCCCCAACUCUUAACAGCUACACGUGUCCCAGACACUGCUAGGUGUCUGCUGGGGGCAGACCCGCCCCCAGGUGAGAACCACUGGCCUGCCCAUAGGGUGUGGGUUUCAGGGUCCAACAGACUUGGGCUCUGCUCCCCUUCCUUGCUGGGUGACAUUGGGCAGGCCAGUCAACCUCUCUGAGCCCGAUAUUUGGUCCCCAAAACGGUGAAGAUCCCAGAACUCACCUCCCAAGUCUUUAGUGUGCAAUAAAUGUGAUUAUACACGGCCUGGGGCAGCUGAUAAAUUCCACAUCCCAGGGCCUGGCACGAGUUGAAAAGAACCUCGGAAUUCCUCGACCAAGUGAACCCAUCUCGUGUUGGGUUUCUCGUCUCUCAGCCUCACUUGUUUUUAUGGAGCACAAGUGACAGGGGUCUGGGGAGACGAGGAUGACGUCAAGUGCUGGGAUUUCCCCAGACGCAGGUUCUAAACACAGGCAGUCCCGGUGCACGUGCGUUUGGGGUGGAUACAGGGGCAGUCGGUCUCCUUCCUCCCAUCUGCACACGCCUGGGGUCCCCGCUGGGCCCAGGCUGCGGGCCGACUCUGUGUUGAAGGUGGUUGUCAAAGCUGGAGGCCCGGGGGACGCUGCAGGAGGCACUCAUGGAACCGAGGGUGGCAUGCUCUUUCCCCAGCAGCCCCCACUUACAGGGACACUUGCCUCGCCUGGGCCAGCUGCCCGAUGUCCAUUUUGGGGGAUUCCCCCCGCCCCCGAACGUGGGUAGGACCCCCGAGCCUCACCACACGCACACGUCCCCAUCUGCCAUCACUGCGCCCCUUGUGUCUCUGGUGGACACCAGGGCGGGCGCCGGGUCCCCACCCUCGAAGCACAGGCUGAGACAAAGAUCACACACAGCUCUUCCACUCGGCCUUGACAAGUGACUGUGCCAGGAGGCCUGGGGCUGUUUGCUGGAGGCGUCGGGGUGGCCGAGGCGCCCCGCCGAUUGGUGGAAGGAAGGUGUAGGUGGGCCUGAGUAAAGUGGCCUGGAAUCCGCUUUCAUCUCCCAGCUGUGUAAACUUGGCACUGGGUGGAAAAAGGCGGCACACGCUGGCUCCACUCACCUGCUCCGGCCCAGCCCCAGCGCAGUCCGGGCUCUGAGCACCGAGCCUGCCUAGAAGCUCAAGCUAAAGAUCACAGCCACGUCUAGAAGAUUCCUAGAAGUUCCUCCCAAUGCUUCAUUUCAUCUCCCACCUCCUGGGUCGCACUUCUGCUUCCUGGGCCGUCUGUGGCGAUCAGAGCUUCUCGCUGAAUUCCGAGGGGGCCCAGAGGAUGGCGGCCACCACCGGGGCCCCAGUGGCCGACCGGGGCGACGCGGUGGACAUGGACGAGCCGGCGUCCCGCUUCCAGGUGCAGAAGCACUCCUGGGAGGGGCUGCGGAACAUCAUCCACGGCAGCCGCAAGUACUCGGGGCUCAUCGUCAACAAGGCGCCCCACGACUUCCAGUUCGUGCAGAAGACGGACGAGUCGGGCCCCCACUCGCACCGCCUCUACUACCUAGGAAUGCCUUAUGGUAGCCGAGAAAACUCCCUGCUCUACUCCGAGAUUCCCAAGAAAGUCCGGAAGGAGGCUCUGCUGCUCCUGUCCUGGAAGCAGAUGCUGGAUCACUUCCAGGCCACGCCCCACCACGGCGUCUACUCGAGGGAGGAGGAGCUGCUGCGGGAGCGGAAGCGCCUGGGCGUCUUCGGCAUCACGUCCUACGACUUCCACAGCGAGAGCGGCCUCUUCCUCUUCCAGGCCAGCAACAGCCUCUUCCACUGCCGCGACGGGGGCAAGAACGGCUUCAUGGUGUCCCCCAUGAAACCCCUGGAAAUCAAGACCCAGUGCUCCGGGCCCCGGAUGGACCCCAAAAUCUGCCCUGCCGACCCUGCCUUCUUCUCCUUCAUCAACAACAACGACCUGUGGGUGGCCAACAUCGAGACGGGCGAGGAGCGGCGGCUCACCUUCUGCCACCAAGGGCUAUCCAACGUCCUGGAGGACCCCAAGUCUGCGGGCGUGGCCACCUUUGUCAUUCAGGAAGAGUUUGACCGCUUCACCGGGUACUGGUGGUGCCCCACAGCCUCCUGGGAAGGUUCCGAGGGUGUGACCACACUGCGGAUGCUGUACGAGGAGGUGGACGAGUCCGAGGUCGAGGUCAUCCACGUGCCCUCUCCUGCACUGGAGGAAAGGAAGACCGACUCGUACCGGUACCCCCGGACAGGCAGCAAGAAUCCCAGGAUCGCGCUGAAACUGGCCGAGUUCCAGACUGACAGUCAGGGCAAGAUCGUGUCCAGCCAGGAGAAAGAGCUGGUGCAGCCCUUCAGCGUGCUGUUCCCGACGGUGGAGUACGUCGCCAGGGCUGGCUGGACGCGAGACGGCAAGUAUGCCUGGGCCAUGUUCCUGGACCGGCCGCAGCAGCGGCUCCAGCUGGUCCUCCUUCCCCCGGCCCUGUUCAUCCCGGCCACCGAGAACGAGGAGCAGCGGCUGGCCUUCGCCAAAGCCGUCCCCAAGAACGUCCAGCCGUACGUGGUGUACGAAGAGGUCACCAACGUCUGGAUCAACGUCCACGACAUCUUCUACCCCUUCCCGCAGUCAGAGGGGGACGAGGAGCUCUGCUUCCUCCGCGCCAACGAGUGCAAGACCGGCUUCUGCCACUUGUACAAAGUCACUGCCGUUUUAAAACCCAAGGGCUACGACUGGAGCGAGCCCUUCGCCCCCGGGGAAGAUGAAUUUAAGUGCCCCAUCGCGGAGGAGAUCGCCCUGACCAGCGGCGAAUGGGAGGUUUUGGCAAGGCACGGCUCCAAGAUCUGGGUCAACGAGGAGACCAAGCUGGUGUACUUCCAAGGCACAAAGGACACGCCGCUGGAGCACCACCUCUACGUGGUCAGCUACGAGUCUGCCGGGGAGAUCGUGCGCCUCACCACGCCCGGCUUCUCCCACAGCUGCUCCAUGAGCCAGAACUUCGACAUGUUCAUCAGCCACUACAGCAGCGUGAGCACGCCGCCCUGCGUGCACGUCUACAAGCUGAGCGGCCCCGACGAUGACCCCCUGCAUAAGCAGCCACGGUUCUGGGCCAGCAUGAUGGAGGCCGCCAGCUGCCCCCCGGACUACGUGCCCCCGGAAAUCUUCCACUUCCACACGCGCGCGGACGUGCGGCUCUACGGCAUGAUCUACAAGCCGCACGCCGUGCAGCCGGGCAAGAAGCACCCCACCGUCCUCUUUGUGUACGGAGGCCCGCAGGUGCAGCUGGUGAAUAACUCCUUCAAGGGCAUCAAGUACUUGCGGCUCAACACGCUGGCGUCGCUGGGCUACGCCGUGGUCGUGAUCGACGGCAGGGGCUCAUGUCAGCGGGGGCUGCGCUUCGAGGGGGCCCUAAAGAACCAGAUGGGCCAGGUGGAGAUCGAGGACCAGGUGGAGGGCUUGCAGUUCGUGGCUGAGAAGUACGGCUUCAUCGACCUGAGCCGCGUCGCCAUCCACGGCUGGUCCUACGGGGGCUUCCUCUCGCUCAUGGGGCUGAUCCACAAGCCCCAGGUGUUCAAGGUGGCCAUCGCGGGCGCUCCAGUCACGGUCUGGAUGGCCUACGACACAGGGUACACGGAGCGCUACAUGGACGUGCCAGAGAACAACCAGCACGGCUACGAGGCGGGUUCCGUGGCCCUGCACGUGGAGAAGCUGCCCAACGAGCCCAACCGCCUGCUCAUCCUCCACGGCUUCCUGGAUGAAAACGUGCACUUUUUCCACACAAACUUCCUCGUCUCGCAGCUGAUCCGAGCGGGAAAACCUUACCAGCUCCAGAUCUACCCCAACGAGAGACACAGUAUUCGCUGCCCGGAGUCGGGCGAGCACUACGAAGUCACGCUGCUGCACUUUCUGCAAGAAUACCUCUGAGCCCGCCGCGCCGCCUCGGCUGCCUGCCCGCCGCCCGGAGCCGUCACAGCAGAGCACAAGUGGCUUCGAGGCCGCCACCACCACCCGGGGACCAGGCGGGAGGGACCGAGUGGCCCCACGGGCCCGGACGGGACGCCUCUCCUACCCCGCUGGCCAGCCCUGCUGCCCCGAGGAGCCGCCGCCUUCGCCACCCUGACGCCUUUUAUCGUUUUCUUACUGCUCCUGGGUUUUGCCUGCUACUGCUUGGUGGCCAGGACAGAGAGAUGGUGGCCGGUCCCUCCGAGGCUUGGCCUCGGCCAUCGCACCUUCUGCAAGGAGGAAGCCACCCGCCGCUGGGCACGGGGAAAGCCAGAGCUCAGGCCACCCCGGCCAGAAGAGACUCGGAGGAGCGGAGCACCCUCCACCUGUGGCUCCCGGUGGCCCUCGGUCUCCUGACCCGGCCAGCCACCGUCCCCAGCACAGAAGCAUGCAAUUGCCUGUCCUCCCCACCAGCCCCCCACUUCAUGUUUGUGGUUUGUUUUAGGGGGUGUUUUUCAUAACUAUUUAAAAGACAGAAAGCAAGGGGUGCCUAUAUCUAGACUCGCUGUGGGGUUUCAACCCAGCCCCUGGUGAGCCCCAAAGCCCAAGCGGAGAGUCGGAGAGUCGUGAGGGCCCGGCAGGAGCGGCCAGGGCCUGCUGGGAGGACCGCACCCUCCCACGCCCGCCUCUCCCCCGAGCUUUCAGGCAGGGACUGAAACUCGUCGAGCUUCAGCGCUCUGCUGGUCAGCGGCCGCUGUCCCCUCCCCAGCCCAGCUGUCAGGCCACGUGUCUGUCCGGCCCAUGCCCACCAGGGGUUCCGGGGUUGGGAGUUGGAACCACCCCCACCUCAGGGUUAUACUGUCCCCUUCCUUUCCCUCCCACCAAGAGUUCUGCCAGCGGUGGGCCAAAAAAAAAAAAAAAAAAAAAAACAAGAAGAAGAAGAAAAAAAAUACAGAAACAAACCACCUCUACAUAUUAUGGAAAGAAAAUAUUUUUGUCAAUUCUUAUUCUUUUAUAAUUAUGCGUGUAAGAAGUAGACUCAUUAAACGAUUCCAGAUGGAAACGUG